AUGAAUUGUCUUUCAAUCAAUCUUAGGGGGGUGAGAAACAACCGGAAGUCAGAUUGGAUUCGGGGUCUUAAAACUGGCUAUGGGAUACACUUUCUCGCUAUUCAAGAAACGAAGUUGCAGGAUUCCGAGUCUUUCAUGUUUAAUCAGUUCUGGGGUAGAUCGGUGUAUGAAUUAGCAGUGGUGAACUCACAAGGAAGAUCAGGAGGAUUAGCGUGUUUAUGGUGUCCAUCCGUUUUCAGGUGCGUUGAUAUAAUUCGCAACAGAUUUUUUAUUGUGAUUUCCGGAUAUAUGUUGCCCUCGGGUUGUAGAAUCAAUUACAUGAAUGUAUAUGCUCCUAAUGACAUUGUUGGUAGAAGGGCAGUUUGGUCAGAAAUAUUGGGUGUGAGAAAUUCAAUACAAGGUUUAUGGGUAUUGAUGGGUGACUUUAAUGAGGUUCGGGAUGCUAGUGAGCGUAGGAACUCAGAAUUUAUUGAAGAAAAUGCUGAAGUUUUUAAUCAGUUUAUCUUAUCGGCUGGUCUGGUUGAGUAUAAUAUGGGUGGGGGCAACUUCACAUAUAUAUCAGAUAAUGGUCAAAAGCUUAGUAAGUUGGAUCGUUUUCUGGUGUGUUUGGGUUUUAGGGAACAGUGGCCUAAUGCAACCGUAUUAGCUCUAGACAGAGUGGCGUCCGAUCACAGACCCAUUGUUUUGUCCACUGUACAAUCGGAUUUCGGUCAUAUUCCCUUCAGAUUUUUCAACUCUUGGUUUGAGUAUCCUGGUUUUGUCGAUUAUGUGCUGCAAUUAUGUGGGGCUUUUUCUUUUUCGGGCCCGGAGGACCUUGCCCUUGCAAUCAAGUUACGGUGGUUAAAAAACAAGAUCAAGUCUUGGCUAAAAGAGGAAAAGGAAACACGGGAAGGCACUUAUGGAUCUAAAAAGAGUAGGUUGACCAGCAUUGAAAGUCUAGCGGAGGAAAGACCGCUUCUGGAAGAAGAGUUGGCUGAACGAGCAGAUUGUCGAAAUUAUGUGGUAGAAUUCGACAGAUUAAAGCAGCUUGACCUAAGACAAAAAUCAAGAUCAAAGUGGGCUAUAGAUGGCGAUGAAAAUUCAGCUUAUUUCCAUCACAUAAUUAAUGCGAACAUCUCUACUAAUAGAUUGAAUGGUUUGAUGAUUGAUGGAGGUUGGGUUAUGACUCCUUUGUCUAUCAAGGAGUCACUGUUCGAGUUCAUUAAUCAUCAGUUCAUGGAGUUAAUGCCUGUUAGGCGGGUAUUGGCAUGUCCUAAUCUGGCAACCAUUUCGGAUAAUGAGGCUGCUAUGUUGGAGUGUCCUUUUUCUGUGGUGGAAAUUAAAACAGCAGUGUGGGAAUGUGAAGGGGAUCGAGCACCAGGACCGGAUGGAUUUAAUUUUCAGUUUAUUAAGAAGUGA
Messenger RNA from Helianthus annuus (common sunflower), 1398 nucleotides. RefSeq lists its product as uncharacterized. The transcript has a single exon. NCBI's taxonomy places the organism in Eukaryota, Viridiplantae, Streptophyta, Magnoliopsida, Asterales, Asteraceae. Bases 1 to 1398 code for a protein of 465 amino acids. Gene Ontology annotation, molecular function: catalytic activity. The record is from RefSeq and is a predicted model, not a curated record.